Olea europaea var. sylvestris is the source of this 879-nucleotide messenger RNA. RefSeq names its product putative wall-associated receptor kinase-like 11. Gene Ontology annotation, cellular component: plasma membrane. NCBI's taxonomy places the organism in Eukaryota, Viridiplantae, Streptophyta, Magnoliopsida, Lamiales, Oleaceae. The record is from RefSeq and is a predicted model, not a curated record. The coding region runs from base 88 to 879 and encodes 263 amino acids. Gene Ontology annotation, molecular function: protein serine/threonine kinase activity; ATP binding. Gene Ontology annotation, biological process: cell surface receptor signaling pathway; protein phosphorylation. The transcript has a single exon.
UAAAUAAACAAUAAAAAUCAAAAAUCCUAGUCAUGGAAAACUACAUGAUUGAAGUCCAAAUUCGGUGUGAUCGUCUUGUCUUUAAUUAUGUUGCAUGUGUUUACACUUUCAGGAUUAUGCUUGGGCAUUGGAAUGGGAUUACUACUAUUAUCAACUAGUUUUUGGUUGUACAAGUUUCUGAAGAAGAGAAAAAUCAAAAGGCACAAAGAAAAAUUCUUCAAACAGAAUGGUGGUCUCUUGCUGCAACAACAAAUAUCAACAGAUGAAUGUAUACUUGAAAAAACACGACUUUUCACUAUGAAAGAGCUAGAGAAAGCCACUGACCUCUUCAAUGAAAGUCGAAUACUUGGUCGAGGAGAUCAAGGGACGGUUUAUAAAGGUAUGUUAUCUGAUGGAAAAAUUGUAGCAGUAAAGAAAUCCAAGAAAGUAGAUGAAAAUCAAGCAAAACAAUUCACUAACGAGGUCGUCAUGCUCUCGCAAAUCAUUCAUAGGAAUGUAGUUAAACUAUUAGGAUGUUGCCUCGAAACAGAAGUUCCUUUGCUAGUUUAUGAAUUCAUUUCAAAUGGAACUCUUUUAGAUCUUAUCCAUGAUAAGAGUCAUGAGUUUCCAUUCUCAUGGAACAUGUGCUUGAAAUUUGCUAUAGAAGUGGCAGAAGCAUUGGCCUAUCUUCAUUCUGCAAUAUCUAUUCCCAUCUAUCAUAGAGACAUUAAGUCGACCAAUAUACUUCUUAAUGAAAAAUAUGUACCAAAAGUCUCAGAUUUUGAAAUUUCAAGGUCAAUCGCAAUGGAUCAAACUCAUCUAACUACGCUAGUAAAAGGAACAUUCGGAUACUUAGAUCCAAAGUACUUCCGGUCAAGGCAAUUUAUAGAAAAAAAGUGA